Molecule: messenger RNA, 546 nt
Organism: Candidozyma haemuli
Lineage: Eukaryota; Fungi; Ascomycota; Pichiomycetes; Serinales; Metschnikowiaceae
Exons: 1
Coding region: 1-546 (181 amino acids)
Source: RefSeq, a predicted model, not a curated record
AUGCCACCUCUUUCCGUCCCAGGGGGACUCCCCCAGUCUCGCCAGAAUGCUGCCAUUGUAGACCGCGUUCAUGCUGGGUCUAAUGUCUCUCUUGCGGCGGUGGACCUUGAUAACCAGGUAAAUACCUUUCUCAAAACAGCCGCGGAUCGUGUUCACGCUAACAAUGCUGUUUUGCGUCGCUUCAACUCGCUCGUCGCCUCAAGCCAUACCGAUCCGGCCAUUGUCGAGUCAAAAGAGCCCAACAUCGAUUUGCAAGAGCGUUAUGAUAAGCUACGCGAGGCCCUGGUGCGUGAUUUAGACCAGUACCUGAACUUCUAUGAAUCCUAUAGAGAUCUUCUCGUCAAGUAUAAUAAGCUUUUAAGUGUUCCAUUGGGUUUCAAGAAUAAGGUUGAACAAAUCAAGGCCAUCUCUACCCAAACAAAAGUCCAGUCGUUAUGCGAUCUCUUGCUAGACGAGCUAGACAAUGCUCUGCCCAAUGUAGAAUUGGAACAAGCCAAGGCGAAGAUAGCGUAUUUGGAACGCCAGCUCGCUCGCCGGAAAGGGUAA